AUGGACUGUAGCCCACCAGGCUUCUCCGUCCAUGGGAUAUUCCAGGCAAGAGUACUGGAGUGGGUUGCCAUUUCUUUCUCCAGGGGAUCUUCCCGACCCAGGGAUCAAACCCAGGUCUCUGCAUUGCAGGCAGACGCUUUACCCUCUGAGCCACCAGGGAAGCCCUCAGUCUUGCCCCAAGCCUCACCAAAACGGACAGAAACAAGAGCAGCAAAAUCUUGGAAGCCAAAAAUCAGCAGAAACUCGCCCCUCAAGCCCGGCCACCCGCUCCAUCUGCCCAGGACUGUCCGGCGGGCCCACGGGCAUCACGCCCUGGGCCCCACCCUGGGGAAUGUCACCUCUUCUCCCAUGUGCUCACUUCACAACUUUGGAGGCAUCUCGCUUGUCUUCUCUCCUCAAACUCCACACCUGCCAUCUGCUCUGCCCCCAGGCGGGUGCAGAAUCCAGUCUCCGCUGGUUCCUCCACCGCCCCCGCCCAGGAGGAGACCUGUCACCUCUCACCUGGACUGUAACAACUGA
This is a messenger RNA of Rangifer tarandus platyrhynchus (Svalbard reindeer), 519 nucleotides long. Lineage: Eukaryota; Metazoa; Chordata; Mammalia; Artiodactyla; Cervidae. The record is from the annotation of a GenBank genome assembly.